AUGGCUCGGCUUCCAUUGCAGGGCAAGAAAGGCGCAGCAGCUGCGCAGGGAGCUGGCCCUGUGUCGAAACUGCAGCGCAUGAAGGUGAGCAAAGCUGCAGCUCUUGUAGCACCAGCUUGCCCGCCAGGCUGUGCCCUUGUGUCAGCGGAUCUUCUUCACCAACUUCAGCAAGAGGUUGGAAAGCAGCCAGCACCCACACCCGGGCGCCGCCCUGUCCACGACGUAGUCACUAUCCCCGUGCUUGCGCCCCAUGGCGAGCCGAAAAAUCAAGCACCCAGCGACGUGGUCAAAACUCGGCCUGUGGUUCGAAAUCCGAAGCGCCUUCAGAAAGGCCUAGGCCAAGGCCCAGCCCCAGGUGGCCAGGCCGCCCCGCCCGUGAGAAUUAUCACGGUCAGUGCCAAUGACGAGGUUCCGCCGCCACCAGGUGCCCGACAUGUCAGUGUCGGCACCGUCCAGGGCGUGGAAGAGGGAACGCAGACGUCAGAAGAAGAGAAGGCAGCAGCGCAGAUUGCCGCUCCGCCUGUUGUGUCUGAAGUUGCUUCGUUACCGCCUUCAGCUCGAGGUGAGGCAGAAGCAAGACCUGUAGCUCCAUUGCCGACGGAUGCUUUGCCGGCACCUCGCCAGGCAGCUGCAGUUCAGCAAGGCGAGACCUCGCAGCACUAUGGCCGAUCUGAUCCCUUUCACAUGGAUAGGAUCACGGCGGAGAAAGAUCGCGAUCGGAAGAGGGUCCAGGCCCAGAUGCUUGCAGAGCAGAUCCAGGAGCAAGGGCAGGUCUGGUGCGCUGCAGCGCCUGCCGUGUGGGACUUGGCCCGUCUUGCCGGCAUCGUCAGCCGUGCCACGCCGAUCGAAAUCAGCCUCGAUCCACGCUCCGAUUGCAGUGGGAAAGCCUGGUUAGGUGUCUCCUUCAGGGAACCAGUACCCGGCACAAAGCAGUUCGAGGUGAAGGCCGCCAUGACUUGCUGCUUCAACUUGGCUUCGCCUUCCCCUGCACAAGCUGAGGCUCCCAACACAGUGCUCAUAAUCACGCCGAACAUAUUCAAGAACGACGUCGUCAAGGAAGCAGAACAGGCACCAGAAGAGCUGAAAAAGUCAGUUGACAAGAUCUUCAAGGACAAGAGGUAUGUGAUCUACACAGAGGACCUCUGUGAAGAGUGCAAUGACAUGCUCAUGGAAAAGCUGAACCUGCGAAAUGCGGAUGAGAUGAAGGCGGCCUAUGAGAAGCGUGCCUUCCGCCGCAACAUAGACAUCAUGAAGUACAGCGCCAAAGUUGCGAAGGCAAGAACGCAGGCGGGAGUCAAGAGGAAGUAUGACUUGUGCAUCACCGCAGCCAACGUGGAGCACAGUCCUGACGGGAUGCCAGUAGUUGACCGUUUGUUCACCACAAUGUCCAAGCUUGCCCCAGCACUGUGCAUUGGGCGGAACUAUGGCGACAAGGUCUCCAACGCUGACGUGAGACAUUCCUUCAACAUAGUAGUUGUCCUCACGAAGGAUGCUCUCACAUGCCCAGACUUGAUGGGAGAGCUGAAAUCUGCGCUGGAAGCCGAAGCCAGCAUCCUCAUAGUGCACGAUUUGCUAAGCUGUCCGGACUUGAAGGCUGAGAUUGAGAAAUGUGAGGACAAAGUAGUUGCAUCGAGCUUGAUGCGCUCUGCGCGCUUCGUCUACAUGUCGGAGGUAGUCACAAGCGUCGUGCUGGGAAUCUUGUCGCCUGGCACAGUGGAAACCGACGACGCCAAGUCUCCGCGAACAAAGCAGGCACUGUCCUCCGGAGGCGGAAAGCAGUUCCGGCUGGAGUACAAGAAUUGCUUUGCUCUGGAUUUGGCCAAAGACGGCACGGGGCAGGUCUACAACACGAAGUUCAGCGACAAGAAGAAGGACUUGCCGGGCGACAUUGACUCUGCCAUCAAAGCCUUGUUUGAGCUGUAUGAUCCAGCCAAGAAAGGCAGCAUCGGAUGGCCGCAGUUUGCAGAAGUCGACCGCAUUGUGACCGAAUGCCUGGGUGGCCAAUACGAAGAGAUGAUCUCGCGCAGAGCCUUCUCCAUGAUGAACUACCCAGGGUUGACCCUGGAGUCGGAGAUCUCUUUCACAACCUUCCACAACUACCAUGCCUUCGUGGCAAAGCAGAUGGGUGCGUUGGAAGGUGACAGAGAUGCAAGCAUGCACUACAAGUACAUUGUGGACAAGGUCAAGAACUCCAAAAAGGGAAAGCGCUUCCUGAAGCUCUUUGACCUGUACAUCGUGCAUGAUGAAAGCAAGGAGUCCAUUGCCUUUGCCAAAGCGCUCAAAGUCUCCAUAAAGGAUCACACGCCAAAUGUUCGCACAGCAGUCUGCAACGAGAAGGUCCCAGGGAAGGACGACAUGGCUCGCACCCAGAUUGCGGCGCAAAGUCUGAAUGUCCUCAUUCUGCUCCAGGAAGACUGCCUACUUAAGGAGGAAGUGGCCAAAGAUGUCGUCGCUGGAGCAAAUGAGGGUGCUCAGAUUCUUGUGCUGGUGAACAUGGAGAACAGUCCUGUCCUGGAGAAGGAAAGGAAAAAGGCAAAUGCAGAGGUGCAGACAGCGCUGUCGAGACCUCCGGUCGUGGAGUAUUGGAAGGGCAGUGACCAGGCCUGUUGCUGCAAGCUGUUGGACCUGAUGUCCUUCCCGGUUGAUGCGAAUGCGAAGCGGCCAUUGCCGAACAGGAAAGCAACCUUCCGGCAGAAAGAAAAUCCCGUGGUCCUGUUCCUCUACCAGCAGUGCGAGGAGGAUGCGGUGUGUGGUCAGGCGAUGACCGCCUUGGCAAACUUGGUCAGUCCUAUCAGCAAGAGCGGCGAUCUUACCAGGGCAGAGUUUCUGCGAGAUGGUGGCUGCGAUGUUCUGCAGGAGCGUUUCUCCUCGUUCCUCUCAGUCUCUGCAGUUGCGGAACCUGCUGCGCGAUGCGUCGCGAAUUUGGCUAUGUAUCCGCCUUGUGCACGAAGGAUGGCCGAGUUGGGCACAGUCAAGACACUCAUCGAAGCAAUGCAGUCGCACGUGGACUCACCCAACCUGCAGGGAGAUGCGUGCUGCGCCAUUGUGAACAUUGCUCAAGACGACGUGGGCAAAAAGAAGGUCAACGAGCUAGGCGGUUUCCAGCAAAUGCUGCAAUCACAGAAGCGCUUUGAAUACAACGCCGAUUUCUGGGAGAUGCGAUGGGGGAUGAAGGAGUUGACGGAGGGUGACACCGUCAUGGUGAAUUAUCAUGGUAAAGGACGUUGGGUGACCGGAACGAUCACGCGAGUCAACAAGGGCAAUGGUGCCUACGAUGUUGAGUACAUGCAUGGCGGGAACGACCGCAAAGUACCCACCAACCUGGACAUGAUUGAUGAGUUCGUGGCCGUUUGGCAGUGGAAGCCUGAAGGCAAGCUGACGGAAGACGAGCUGACACUCAAGGCUGAUGGAAUCCUGACCUUGAAGCGAGAAGGUCAGGGAGCCGCUGGGACCUGGAACGUUGCAGAGCCCAAGGGCGGGGGCCGCAACCUGGUGAAGAUUAAGCUGUCUGUGGAGCCCUUCUCCUCCAUCGAAAUGGAGCGUAUUUCUCUGACCACGCUUCGCUCAACAAGCGGACCGCAGAGAGCAGUGCUCAAGGACUCGUUGGAUGACUGUCUCUAUGUGGAGUACUUUGAGUUCCCUGAGGGGUUGGAUGCUUUCAAGAAGCCCCCGCCCCUCCUGGGCCGAAAGCCUGACAUUUCCCGAUCCGAGCAGCAGAUCGAUUGGGUGAAGACGGAUGCGCCUUGGACGGGGCUGCCAGCCAACUUCAACACGAACUUCGCCGCGAGGUGGAAGGGGGUGGUUGAAAUCACCAAGAUGGGCGACUAUCAGAUUAAGCUGGAAGCGGCGACGAGUUCGAUCUUGAGGCUUAAUGACAGGGUGGUGAUUGAUGGCUCUGGGGAAUGGCAGGGCAAGCUAUUGGGAGGCCCCAACCGCAUUUACAUGGAUUUCUUUGCAAAUGAGGCCUCGAAAUUCGUCCAGUUGUCAUACUGUGGGCCAGACACCGGUGAUGAAUGGAGCGUCAUGCCUGUUGCAGUGCUGCAGCACGAUUUGGAAUCAUGCCAGGUGGUCCCAAAGCCCGGCUUCAUUGCGGAGUACUUCCCUGAGGAUUACGAAGAUGGCGUCAUCCCAGAAGGCAUUGACCCGGACAUCGUGCGAACCGAGAAGCAGCUUGACUUCGAGGAGGUGGAGACGCCUUGGCAGGGCCUUCCAGCACGCUACGCGGGGCCAUUCGCAGCGCGCUUCACAACGUACAUCAACGUCACCUGCGGAGAUGCUAAGAAGGCCAAGUAUCAGUUCAUGCUCGAAUCCGGCAUGAAAGCAAUUCUGUACAUCAACGACAAGCAGGUGUCCUUGGAGGACAAGCCUGUGGACAUCGAGCUGAAGAAAGGGCAGCACCUGGUCCGCGUGGACUACUUCUGUCAUGGCGGUGAGAAGCAUGGCCUGAAGCUCUUCUACCGUGGGCCCGAGACGAUGCCCAAGGCGGAGGACGGAGAUGAGGUGCCAGAGGGUGCUGGCAAGAUCCUCGUCCCUCCCACAGCCACCUGCUACUACGCGCUGCCAUCCUGCGCGCAGCCGAAGGGCGAGCCGCUCAUGAAGCAUGACAAGGCUGUUCACACCGUCCUGUGGUCGGAAGACGAUUCUCGCAUUGCAUCCGUGGGCGGUGCUGGCAAGAUUCACUUCUGGGAUCCGCCUACAGGACGCUACGUUGACAGCACUGAUGUUGGUGGCAAGAUUACGACAGCUGCAGGGGGCAAAGACAAGAUUGCCUUGGCUAUGGAUGACGAUGACAGAGCUAUCAAAAUCAUUGACUUUGCCACGAAGAAGGAGAUCCGCGUCCUCAAGCACGUGCCGCAAGACCUGCCAGAUGAGGAGCCGGCAGAGCCUGAGCUUGACGAGAACGGUGAGGAGAUUCCACCGCCCGAGCCUCCAAAGAAGCUCGGACCUCACGAAGGUCCGGUUCGCAUCAUUUGCUUCAGCAGGGAUGGCAAGUUCAUCGCGUCUGGCAGCGAGGAUGGCGUGGUCAAGCUAUGGGACAUGAACACGGGUGAGGAGCUGAUGACAAAGGCAAUCGUGCAGAACACGAAGGAGCAUGGUGAGACGCCGGUGGCAAUCCACUCAGCGGGCUUCUGCGGCGAUGGGACAAGGCUUCUGGUGGGCAGUAACGAGAAGCACUUGCGCAUUUACAACACUGCUGCUCGCGAUGAGCUGCGCGGUCCGAAGAAGCUCCUCCCGAAGCCUGCUGAGCCGGAGGAGGGGUGGACCGAGGAGAACCCGGAGCCCGAGGAUGAGUACGAGGAGGGUGAUCCCGUCUUCUUGGCCUGUCACAAAGCACCUGUGGUCUGCCUCUCCUUCUCACCACUGGAUGGCAACCGCUUUGCGACUUGCAGUACAGAUGCAACAAUCCGGAUCUGGGAUCUGGUGAACAGUGAGUAUGAUGCCGAGCUGAAGCAGGUCAUUGAUCCCAUUCAGUGUUUGUCGGGCUUCGUGACCUGGUCACCGGAUGCCACUUCGCUAGUGUCUUCAUCAGAGGAUAUCUACGUCGGGCUUUUCUCCGCCGUCAGCGGACAGCGCAGAGCUGAUCCCUUGCAGGGCCACUUGGCAAGCGUGCGCUACUCUGCAUGGGCUCCGUGCUCGCAAGCAUUUGUGACUUGCUCUGAUGACCACACAGUGCGCUUGUGGCACUUCCUAGUCAACAGGAACAUCACAGAAAUCGCUGUUCUGGAGGGUGAGCAGAUGGAGUUCAACGAUGACAUGCGUAAGUGGAACGAGAGCUUGCACAGGAUUCGAAAUGAGUUCAAGGACUACAGCAAGGGAUUGUCGGACUAUGAGAGCGAGGUGUAUAACCUGAAGAAGAAUCUUGACGAGGCCUUGAAUAGGACGAAGUCCUACGUGCAGCGCGAGCAACUUCUCGGCCUGGAAGUGACGGACUACUACGAGCUUGAUGGAAUGAUCGAUGACUUCAACCCCUACUACCUGCUCUGGAGCACAGUCAUCGAGUUCCAACGCUCAGAAAGGAAGUGGACACUGGAGCCGAUCUCGUCCCACAACUCUACAGAGGUGGAGAACACCAUUGACAGCUGGUACAAGCUGGUCUAUAAGAUGAUCAAAGACUUUGACAACGACAACAUGAGGGCUGCGCAGAAGAUCGCCAAGGAGCUGCGUCAAGGCCUGGAGGAAUUCAAGGGCCGCUUCCCUUUCCUGCGCUGCUUCGCCAAUGAGUCGGUUUUGGACCGGCACUGGAAGGAGAUGUUCGAGCGCAUGGGAGAUGCAGCUCCAAAUCCAUCGCUGUACGGCAAUGACUACAAGAAUGUAACGCUCCAAAUGAUGUUGGAUCAUAACAUCAACGAGUUCACGAACGACUUUGAGGAGCUGUCAACUGCAGCAGCCAAGCAGCAUGGUCUGAAAAAGGCAAUGGGCAACAUGAAGGUGGAGUGGCAGCCUCUCGAGUUUUUGACGGCAGAGCGAAACGGAGUACCGCUCCUCCGUGGCAUUGACGAAAUUCAGACGGUCCUGGAUGACCACAUCUCCAAGACCCAGGCUAUUCGAAGCAGUCCCUUCUGCAAGCCGUUCGAGGCGGAGGUGCACGAGUGGGAGCGAACUCUGAUGUACAUCCAGGAUUUCAUCGACCAAGUCAUCGGUUUGCAGAGGAGCUGGAUGGCUUUGGAGCCAAUCUUCGCAUCGGACGACAUCAAGCGCCAGCUUCCACAGGAAUCAGAGUCCUUUGCGCGGAUUGACAGCAAUUUCCGGAUGCGCAUGGCGCAAGUGGACUCCAACAAGAACUGUAUCGCAAUCUCCAAGAUCGAGAACAUCGUGGAGGACAUGACAGAGGCCAACGUGACAAUUGAGAAGGUCCAGAAAGGCCUGAAGGACUACUUGGAGACCAAGAGGCUUUACUUCCCUCGCUUCUUCUUCUUGAAUGAUGCUGACCUGCUGUCAAUUCUGGCAGAGACCAAGGCACAGCUGUGCAGCUGCCAAGAUCCUACGCUGGUGCAGCCUCACUUGAACAAAGCCUUUGAGGGCAUUGCCAAGGUUCGCUUUGAUUCCAAGAACGAAAUCAUCGAGGCUAUGACUUCCGGUGAGGGUGAGACGGUCGAUUUCACCAACAAGGUUGACGUCAUGAAGCCUGGGAACGCCGGUGCGGUGGAAUGCUGGCUGGUGGAAGUGGAGGAGUCCAUGAUGGACAUUCUGCGUGAGGUCACUGACAAGUCCAACAAGGCAUACCCGACUGCAGACCGAGUGAAGUGGUGCUGCGAAUGGCCGGGCCAGGUGGUGCUCGCCACGGACAUGAUAUUCUGGACGUCGGAAGUCACUGAUUCCCUUAGAAAGGGCGCCAUUGCGGAGUACGAGAAGAAGCUGUUUAAGCAGCUGGAGGACAUUGUCGUGCUGGUUCGAGGAGAGAUGACCAAACUGAACCGUGUGACUGUGGGUGCUAUGGUGACUCUGGAUGUCCAUGCGAGAGACGAGGUCACGAACUUGGUGCAGAAGCGUGUGGACUCGCCAGAUGAUUUCGCCUGGCUGUCGCAGCUGCGAUACUACUGGCAGGACAAGAAUUCAUUCGAAAGAAUUGAUACCGGAAAGAUGAAUGAGAAGAUGGAGUGCAAGGUCUCCAUUGUCAACUCCACUUUACUUUAUGGCUUCGAGUACUUGGGAAAUUCGCCUCGUCUUGUCAUCACGCCCCUCACAGACAGAUGCUACCGAACGCUGAUGGGCGCCUUUGCGCUGUAUUACGGUGGAGCACCUGAGGGACCAGCAGGGACGGGAAAGACCGAAAGUACAAAAGACUUGGCAAAGGCCUUGGCGAUCCAGUUGCUCGGCUCUGUAAGCAGUGAUUCCAUGGACUACUUGCAGUUGGCCAAAUUCUUCAAAGGCCUGGCGUCAAGUGGAUCAUGGUGCUGCUUCGAUGAGUUCAACCGGAUCUCGCUCGAGGUGUUGUCGGUGGUUGCUCAGCAAAUUCAGCAAAUCUCCCUGGCCAUCAAGCGGCGCGUCGAGAAGUUUGUCUUCGAGGAGACCGAGAUCAAGUUGGUGCCAACAUGUGCGGUGAAUAUCACCAUGAACCCUGGAUAUGCUGGCCGAUCUGAGCUUCCGGACAAUCUGAAGGCACUCUUCCGGCCGUGCGCUAUGAUGGUGCCGAACUAUGCUUUGAUUGCAGAGAUCCGCUUGUACUCUUUCGGGUACUCCGAUGCCAAGGUCAUUGGCACAAAGGCCACCAUGGCCUUGAAACUGUCAUCAGAGCAACUGUCCCCCCAGCGCCACUACGACUUCGGCAUGCGAGGUUUGAAUGCUCUGCUUGUUGCGGGUGGAAAUGGUAAGCGUACGUACGGCGACAAGUACCCAGAGGACGUGAUCGCCUUGCGAUCCUUCACGGAUGUCAACCUGCCAAAGUUCACCACAGCGGACUUGCCCUUGUUCAAGGGCAUCAUUGGUGACUUGUUCCCGGGCGUAGAGCUCCCGCCAAGCAACGCAGGCAAGCUCCUUGCAACAAUUGACAUGAUCGCCGAAAAGAGGGGCCUGCAACCAACAAAGCCAUUCACCACCAAAGUCAUUCAGCUAUGGGAGACAGUGCUUGUCAGGCACGGCCUGAUGACAGUUGGGAUUCCUCCAUGCGGGAAAACCAACGUCAAGAAUGUGCUUGCAGAGACUUUGGGCGAGCUGGCAGAUGGAGAAGACAUGAUGCCCGUAACUCAGUACGUCAUGAACCCGAAAUCAAUUACGCAGGGCCAGCUAUACGGAGAGAGCGACUUGAACACGCAAGAGUGGACAGAUGGCGUGUUGGCAAUCGCUGUCCGAGAGGCAAUGAAGGCAUUUGGUGAUGGUCGCCGUCAGUGGGUUGUCCUGGACGGGCCAGUGGAUGCCAUUUGGAUUGAGAACAUGAACACAGUCCUUGACGAUAACAAGAAGCUGUGCCUGAACAGUGGCGAGAUCAUCAAGCUCUCCACAGUGACCACGAUGUUGUUCGAAGUCAGGGAUUUGGACUAUGCCUCGCCAGCAACGGUGUCACGCGUGGGCAUCGUGUUCCUGGAGCCCGACACAGACUUGGGGUGGAAGCCGAUUGUGGACUCCUGGCUGCUCACGUUGCCUGACUACAUCAAAGAGGAGCACAGGGACCAGCUGUUCUCGUUGUUCAACAACUACUUUGAGGUCCUCCUUGAAUGCACGCACCGGGUACGUACUCCUUUUGCAGUCUCUGAUGGAUGGCUUUGCUGCAUGGCGACCAGGAUGAUGGAUGCUUUGAUCUCCGAUCAGACCGAACAGUUCUGCAAGCCCGAAGUGAAGAUCCCUGAGGGUGAGGAGCCAGAUGACGACAUGGACUUGGGGCAGAACUUCAUGGACAGAGAGAUCAUGAUUUUCCAGCUUUUCUGGUUCACCAUGACUUGGACAUGUGGUGCAUGCACUGAUUCAGACGGGCGCCUGUUCGUGUGUGACAUUAUUCGCCAGUGCAUGGACAACAAGAAGGACCUGCUGCAGAAGUUCAACUUUGUGGCAGACUUUGCAAAGGUAGACAUCACUGGUGGCGGUUCCAUGCCAUCUGCACCCCGCAAGGGCUUGCUGCAUGACUCCUUCAUUGACCCUGUUGACGGUGGUAAGUGGAAGCCAUGGACCGAGCGUAUUGAGGGCUUUGACAUUCCCAAGGACACGCCAUAUCACACCAUUGUCGUCCCAACGUCUGACACUUGCCGCAAUCAGUUCCUGAUCCGAACAUUGAUCGAGAGAGGCUACAACAUUCUCAUCAGCGGACCCACAGGCACGGCCAAGACAGCCUCCAUCCAAGGCAUGUUGCUGCAAGGUUUCAGCGCUGAUGGUUACUCCACCAAUGCUUUUGCUUUCUCGGCCCAGACUACAGCCAACCAGACGCAAGAUGUCAUCGAUGGCAAGUUGGACAAGCGCAAGAAGGGCACCUUCGGACCACCACCGAACAAGAAGAUGCUGGUGUUCAUUGAUGACUUGAACAUGCCCUUCAAGGAGGAGUAUGGGGCUCAGCCGCCUAUCGAGAUUUUGCGACAGAUGUUCAUUCUGACGCCAUUCGGGUACGGAUGGUAUGACCGAAAAGGAUGGGAGUUCCGCCAGCUGAUUGACAUCCACAUGCUGGCCGCGAUGUGCCCACCUGGCGGAGGCAAGAAUGACAUCACUGACCGUUAUUCUCGAUGGUUCAACUUGCUGUUUGUGACCCCCUUCGAUGAGGAAAGCUUGAGCCGCAUUUUCGUUACUGUGGUCAACAAGUUCAUGAGCGUCAUGGCACGUGAUGUCCUGGCAGCAGCUUCUGGCGCCGUCACGGCUACACUGGAGGUCUACACCACGGUCCUGAAGGAAUUGUUGCCAACUCCAGCCAAGUCGCACUACACUUUCAACAUGCGAGACGUGUCCAAGGUCUUCCAGGGAAUUUGUCAGUGUUCACGCGAAUCCCUGCCAAAAGUGGAUGAUCUUGCCAAGUGCUGGCUGCACGAGUGCGAACGCGUCUUCAAGGACCGUCUUACCACCAAGCAGGAUAUGAACUGGUUCACAAAUCUCUGCAAACGGAACAUGGACAAACACCUCAAGCGCCCAUACGACCAGGCUGUCAAGCUAGAGCCGGUUAUCUUUGCAGAUUUCUGUGAUCCGAAGUCCAGUGCUUAUGUGGAGAUUCAGGACCAUGAGAAACUCGCAGGGAAGGUGCAAGAGUGCCUGGACGACUACAACUCGGUUAGCAAGAUUCGGAUGGAGCUGGUGCUUUUCAUGAGCUUCAUCCAGCACAUUUGCCGUGUGAUCCGCGUGCUCCGUCUUCCGCUCGGCAAUGCACUACUUGUCGGCGUGGGUGGCAGCGGGCGUAAAGCAACCACCACGCUAGCAACUUAUGUUGCACAGUACGAGCUGUUCCAGAUUGAGAUGUCUAAGGGUUACGGCAUGAAUGAAUGGCAUGAUGACAUGAAGCGCAUGUUGAUGAAGAGUGGCUCCAUGGACACCAACACGACGUUCUUGUUCUCCGACACGCAGAUCGCCAAGGAAGCUUUCCUAGAGGAAGUGUCCUCCAUCCUAAACACUGGUGAAGUGCCGAACCUCUACGCCAACGAGGACCGUCUGGAGAUUACUGAGAAGUGCAGCAAAGGCGCGAAUGCAGUUGGAAAGAAUACGCCUGCAGAAAUUUUUGGUUGGUACGUCGAGCAGUGCCGCAAGAAUCUCCACAUCGUGAUCUGCAUGUCGCCAAUUGGAUCCGCAUUCCGAAAUCGAUUGCGCAGUUUCCCCAGCUUGGUGAACUGCUGUACCAUCGAUUGGUUCCAUGAGUGGCCUGCAGAUGCCCUGUCUGCUGUUGCAAACCAGUUCUUGUCCAAGGACAAAGACCUUGACUUUGAUGACACUAUCAGAACCAAUGUCACCAAAAUCAUGGUGCAGGCGCAGCAGUCAGUGUUUGCAUUGUCAGAGAAGUUCUUGGCAGAGGCUAAACGCCAUUUCUAUGUGACUCCAACAUCGUACUUGGAGUUGAUCAGCUCCUUCAUCUCGACCCUGAAGUCCCGACGACAGAUCGUGCAGAAGGCCAAGUGGCGAUACGACACAGGACUCGACAAGAUCAAUGACGCCAAGGAGCAGGUGUCUGCCCUGCAGAUUGAGCUGAAUGACCUUGAGCCUGUGCUUGAGAAGGCUGCGCAAGAGACUGGCGAGAUGCGAGAGAGGGUCGAGGCUCAGCAGGCUGGUGCAGUUGAGAAGAAGGCAGUGGUGGAAGAGGAAGAAGCCAAGGCCAAUGCCCAAAAGGCCAACGCUGCAGCAAUCAAGGCUGAUUGCGAGAAGGACUUGGCAGCUGCCCUGCCAGCCUAUGAAGCUGCCUUGGAGGCCCUGAGUAAACUGUCCAAGGGUGAUGUGGGUGAGGUCCGAGGUAUGAAGACUCCACCUGCUGGUGUGGUUUUGACCGCGCAAGCCAUGUGCAUUAUGUUUGAGGUCAAGCCUGUGAAGGUAGCAGCAGCAGAUGGCAAGGGCAAAGUGGAUGACUACUGGGAGGCUGCCAAGAAGGAGCUUUUGGUCGACCCAUCGCUAAUCAACCGUAUGGUGCACUACGAUAAGGACAACAUCCCUGAUGCCGUCAUCAACAAGGUGAAGCCUCUAUAUGAUGAUCCGGAGUUCGAGCCGGAGAAGAUCAAGAAGGGCUCACUGGCGGCAAUGGGUAUUUGCAAGUGGGUGCGAGCAAUGGUUGUGUACGACAAAGUCGCAAAAGAAGUGGGGCCCAAGCGGCAGAAGUUGGCCGGAGCCGAGGCAGAAGUCGCGGAAGCGGAAGCAACAGUUGCGGCCAAGCAGGCUGAGCUAAAGGAGGUCAUGGACAUGGUGGCUGAUCUUGAAGCACAGCUCCAUGAGGCCAAUGAAAAAGCCAAGGAGCUCCAGAGAAGUCAGAAGGACUGUGCCGCCAAGUUAGCCAGAGCAGAGAAGUUGAUUGAUGGACUGGGAGGAGAACAGGCAAGUUGGACCUCAAAGAGUAAGAAGUUAGGCCUGGACUACAACAACCUGACGGGCGACAUCUUGAUUGCUUCUGGAAUUCUUGCAUACCUGGGAGUAUUCACAAGUCAGUACCGCAAAGAAGCCUGCGAUGGAUGGCUGCAGAAGCUGUCUGACUUGAAAAUCCCCGCCAGCAAAGAAUUCAGCCUUCAGAAAUGCAUCGGAGACGAGGUGAAGAUCCGCCAGUGGGUGAUUGAUUAUCUGCCGAAUGAUUCGCUGUCCAUCGACAAUGCCAUCAUUUUGGACAACUCGCGCCGUUGGCCGUUGAUGAUUGACCCACAGAUGCAGGCCAACAAGUGGACCAAGAAGAGUAACCCUGAUAUCAAAGCUCUGCGCCUCAACAUGCCAUACAUUCGGGAUCUGGAGAACUGCAUCCAGUUCGGUACCCCUGUGCUCAUUGAGAACAUCGAGGAAGCACUGGAUGCCAUCCUUGACCCAGUUCUGCAGAAGGCCACCUUCAAGCAGGGCACACUGACCAUGGUCAGAUUGGGCGACUCCACCAUUGAGUGGUCCAAGGAUUUCAAGCUAUACAUCACCACGAAGUUGCCCAACCCGCACUUCCCGCCUGAGAUCUGCGUCGCAGUCAGCAUCCUGAAUUUCAUGGCGACGCAGGAUGGCCUCCAGGAUCAGAUGCUUGGAAUCGUCGUGGCUGCAGAGGAGCCGGCAACAGAGGAGAAGCGCGUGAACCUAGUGAUCGAGUCAGCCAAAGCAAAGGCACAGCUGAAAGACUUGGAGGACAAGAUCCUUCAGCUUCUGAGCUCUUCUACUGGCAACAUCUUGGAUGAUGAGGAGCUGAUUGAGACCCUGUCGAGCUCCAAGAUCAUGGGAACCAAGAUCGAGGAACAGGUGAAGCAGCAGGAGAUUACAGCUGUGCAGAUUGCGGAGGUCAGACAAGUGUACAAGUAUCAUGCCCUCCGGUGUGCAGCUCUUUAUUUCAUCAUCGGCGACCUUUGCAUUGUCGACCCCAUGUACCAGUUCUCUCUGGAUUGGUUCAUUGCGAUGUUCAACCAGUCCAUCAGGCUGGCAGAACCGAAGGAAAGCAAGGACGAACGCUUCGUAGAACUCUUCCGCUCAUUCAUUCAGUUGCUUUUCGUCAUGGUUUGCCGUGGCCUCUUCGAGAAAGACAAACUGUUGUAUGCUGUGAUGCUCUGUCUGAAAUGCCAAGAGAUGGAGAAAGAGCUCAAACUGAACGAAGUGAUGGCUUUGCUCACAGGCCUGCCCGGUGCUGCCAAGGAAGAGAAGCCAGCUGACUCAGGUUGGCUCACCGUUGUGAGCUGGAACCGUAUCAACCAGCUGAUGACUCUGGGUGAUGUGUUCGAUGGCUUCGUUGGAGAGUUCGCGGCCAACAUCAAGCAGUGGCAGGAAGUGUUCGACAGCGAUGUCCCUGCUGACGUGGAGUGGCCGAACAACUUCAAACUGAAGUGCAGCCCUCUGCAGAAGGCCCUCCUCCUCUUCGCACUCCGACCUGACAGCACUGUGGGUGCCCUGAUGAAUGUCGUGCAGGAAAAGCUGGGAACCUUCUUCUUGGAGCCACCUCCGUUGGAUUUGGAGGUUUGCUACAAGGACUCGACCCCUGCAAUUCCGCUCAUCUACAUCCUGGCCUCGGGCAGUGACCCCAUGGCUGAUAUCCAGAAGCUGGCUGAAGGGUUGGACAUGCUGGCAAAGAUCAACCCCAUCAGCUUGGGGCAGGGACAGGGUCCAAAGGCAAUCGCUGGCAUCAACGAGGGCUCACAGUCCGGCAAGUGGGUGCUGUUGCAGAACUGCCACUUGGCGCCCAGCUUUAUGCCCACCCUUGAAUCCAUCGUGGAGAAGUUUGACCCUGAGAGCAUGAACCAGGAGUUCCGCCUGUGGCUGACUGCAUGCCCUUCGCCUGCCUUCCCCAUCUCGAUUCUGCAGAUGGGCAUCAAGAUGACCAUCGAGCCGCCAAAGGGUCUGAAGCAGGCCUUACUGCGAGCAUACCUGGGCUUCGAUGAGGAGUGGUUCAACAGCUGUGACAAGCCAAGAGAGUUCCACAAGAUGCUCUUUGGCCUUUGCUUCUUCCAUGGUCUCAUUCUGGAGCGGCGUGGAUUCGGACCAGUCGGCUGGAACGUGGCUUAUGGUUUCUCUGAGCCUGACCGCGAGAUCUCGCGGCAGCAGCUCCGGAACUUCCUGAACGAGUUUGAGGGAGUGCCUUAUGCCGCGCUGAACUACAUGGGCUCAGAGGCCAACUACGGUGGCCGCGUGACAGACAAUCAGGACAGGCGGCUCAUCAUCACUAUACUGCAGGAUUUCUACACACCCAAGAUCCUGGAUGAUGAGUACAAGUUCUCGGUAUCCGGCACCUACUUUGCACCCAAAGCUCCAGACUCACUCAGCUUCUAUCUGGAGUUCAUCAGGUCACUUCCAAUCAGCACCACCCCCGAAGUCUUCUGGUUACACAACAACGCGAGUUUGACAGCCGCCAUCAACGAAGGGCUCUACAUCACCAAGAGCUGCCUGGCGCUAAUGAGCUCGUUCGGAGCAAGCUCGUCGGCAGAUGAUGACGAUGAAGGGGCCAAAGUCAAAACGCCUGAGGAGAAGUACUCAGAGAUCGCGAAUGAUAUUCACACGCGAGUUCCCGAAGCUUUUGACCUGGGACAUGCGCUUCGCACGUAUCCCGUCCGCUACGACGAAUGCCUGAACACGGUCCUUCACAUGGAGCUUGGGAAGUUCAACAGGCUGCUAAACCGCAUCAAGGGCACGUGCAGCAAUUUGAUCAAGGCGGUGAAAGGCUUGGUGGUCUUUUCGCCUGAGCUUGAGGCUGUGGCGGAAGGAUGUUUGACCAACGCCAUCCCAAGCCCAUGGAUGGGAGUGUCAUACCCUUCGCUGAAGCCGCUGCAGUCGUAUGUGGAUGACUUCCUUGGUCGGCUCAAGUUCAUGUCGAAUUGGAUCAAGGAAGGCAUCCCGUACAUGUUCUGGUUCUCGGCCUACUUCUUCCAGCAGGCUUUCCUAACGGGAGUGCUGCAGAACUUUGCCCGAACGGACAAGAUCGCCAUCGAUCGCUGCAUCUGGAAUUUCGAGGUCCUGAAGGCCGCCUUCAAGCCGGAGGAAUACCCCAAGAAGGGCGCCUACAUCAAUGGCCUCUUUAUGAGCGGCGCUCGUUGGGACGACGAUGCCAUGUGUGUGGAGGACUCCUUCCCCAAGGUCCUCUGGGCGGAGAUGUCACCGAUCUGGUUGAAGCCUGUUGAAAAGGCGCAGGAUGAGCAUGACUACGACAAGCUCUACAACGCGCCCAUCUACAAGACUUCUGAGCGCAAGGGUGUGUUGUCCACAAGUGGUCACUCUUCCAAUUUCAUCAUGUACCUGGCCAUUCCGCAUUCCUGCAAUGGCGUGCACAGUGAGGAGUUCUGGACAAAGCGAGGAGUUGCCCUCAUCUCCCAGCCUGAGAGAAUUUUCCUGCUUGCCUUUCCCAGGAUUGAUAGUGACCCUCUCCGCAGCCUUGAUUUGCAGAGACUGGAGGCCGAUCUUGCAUUGAAGCAGAGCUUGCUUGGCAAGCGGCUUCCCAGGGUGCGCAUGCUGUAUGCGCAAGAGGUGUGGGUGGCGGCCACCUUCCGUAAGGCGUGCCAACGAUUCAGUGACGCGGCCUUGGGCACCACCUGGGCGAACAGCGCCCGGACGGCCGGCUGGAUGCUGCGAACCUCUGAAUCGUUCCUACACGAGCUCCAGGAGAUGAGUGGCAGCGAGGAGGGAGAGGUUGCCUUUCUGUUCCUGGAUGAGCGUGGACAGCAUGCAGAGGAAGCCUUGGAGGAGCAACGCGAGAGAAAGGAGGAGGAGCAGCGGCGCUUGAGGGAGGAGGAGUUGAUGGAGGAGCGACGCGUGGCAAGAGAGCUUCGUGAAAUCGAGGAGCGACACCGGCGAGAACAGGCGGCCUUAGCCGCCAAAGCAGCUGCAGCGGCUCCCGAGGCUGCAAAGGUGCCUGGACAGAGAGCUGCUGGGCAUGGACAGGCCCGGCGUCGACGAAGCAAGGACCCAGCUGGUCAGGACUUUUCGCCUUCACGUGGAGGUGGGACCUACGACGGCACUGCAGGCACUUGGGUUGAUGGAGAGGAUCGUCGACCGCGACGAAGACGAAGGAGAAGGGACGUUGAUAGCACUACCGGCGGUGGCCAAGAUGGAUCUUGGCGUGCUUCCGAGAGGGACAAGAGGACGUGGCGUGACGAAAACUACUCCAGCCUGAGCUUGCUGCCAGAUGGCAGGGACACCUCAUCACCGGUUCCCUGGUUGACGGCUAGCCCUCAGGAAAAUGGUGAUGGUCCAGAUGGACUCAGCACUGUUCUGGAGACUGGGGAGAUGAAACGGGCGGAGGCACGCCCAGCUCGUGGACGGCGACGGCGAGAGCGCCGAGAAUUCAGAGAACGCGGGGACAGCUAUGAUGAGAACGACACCUGGGAGAGUGCCCAGAAUCGCAAAAGCCAGGAUGACAUGCAUCCUCAGCGCGUGCCGGUGGCUGAUGGGGCGAACUGGACGAG
This is a messenger RNA of Symbiodinium pilosum, 16943 nucleotides long. The record is from the annotation of a GenBank genome assembly. NCBI's taxonomy places the organism in Eukaryota, Dinophyceae, Suessiales, Symbiodiniaceae.